Messenger RNA from Calliphora vicina (urban bluebottle blowfly), 2719 nucleotides. RefSeq names its product POP1 ribonuclease P/MRP subunit (gene Pop1). The record is from RefSeq and is a predicted model, not a curated record. Bases 91 to 2697 code for a protein of 868 amino acids. The transcript has 3 exons. Gene Ontology annotation, cellular component: nucleolar ribonuclease P complex; ribonuclease MRP complex. Gene Ontology annotation, biological process: tRNA 5'-leader removal. NCBI's taxonomy places the organism in Eukaryota, Metazoa, Arthropoda, Insecta, Diptera, Calliphoridae.
GUGAAUUUGAGUGUAAUAAGAAGAAGAUUCAAUACAAUGUGAUUUAGAAACCGCAUUUGUUUAGUUUUUAAUUUAUUAAUAUUAAAUUGAAUGAAGAUGGUGUCAAAGAAACUGGAAUAUGAUUCCUCUCUGGGAGGGCCAGUGGUACUGGGUACACAUAUGCCCACCUAUAAAUACGCUGCUGCAGCUUUGAAAGAAGUGAAGGAGCUGGUCAGUGCCAACAAGCAAAGUAAUUCAAAUAAAUUAGUAUUCCAAACAUUGCCCAAACAUAUGCGACGGCGGGCCAUGUCUCAUCACCCUAAAAGAUUGCCUCGCAAGUACAGAGCUGCUCAUAUCCACCAAAUGUCCAAAUCCGGAAAACCGCAAGCCACCAAGAGACCUUCCAGAAAGCACCGAAGAAGGCCACAAAAUUUGCUAAAAGACUACUUAAGAAGACAGAGAAAGCACAAGUGGUUGGAAACGCAUAUUUGGCAUGCUAAACGCUUUCACAUGAUAGAGAAAUGGGGCUACAAACUUCCCUAUGCCAGUUGCGAUAAAACAUUCAGGUCUUGCUAUAGAGCUACCGCUGAACACUGCCUCCUACAGGAUAUUUCAUUCUAUGCUUGUGUGGAGAUGCAAGGAAGUGUGGAGGAGUUGUCUCAAGGUUUCGAAAAAUUAACGAGCAAAGAAUGUGGAUUGUCAUUAACGGCUAAAACUUAUCUAAAUGGUCGUCGAGAAGGCUGUGUAGAUUUAUUCAAAGCAGGUGGAUAUCCCUACAAUGCUUUGGGCAAAGCAACUUUUUUGUGGCGUUUUGAGACCAAAAAUGAGGAAAAUGAUAAAAGAACCUUAUGGCUGUGGCUUCAUCCAGGAGCUUACAAUGUAAUUUUAGAGGAAAUUAUUAAAGUGUUUGAUUUAAAAUCUGUGAAGACUUGCAAGUUGCCUUUAGAAACUCAUGAUGAACAGGAAUCUUCAAUAGCAGAGCAGGAUUUAGAUAAUCAGCUUGAAAAUAUUGAUAAAAAUAAAAAGAAGGUUUCUGUAAAAAAACAAAGACGUUUACAAUUUAUGACAAAAACUACAGCUCGUGGAAAUAUACAUCAGUAUAAGAAUACAACUGCAACUGUAGUACUUAAGGAGCUCAAAAAUACUUUAAAUAGAUUUAGGCUAACAGGCCCAUUAGCGCAAAGUAUACUAAAUAGCGCCUUCAAAUUGAAGUCUUCUAACAAUGAAUUGGUGCAACAAAACUCCUGGUUAAGGGACGAAACGAAAAAUAACGCUAACUUUUUUACUUACCACACAAGACAACAGCAAUUUUGGGCCAAAUGUCAGGAUUGCAUUACAUCUCCCGUAGAAUUAUUAUCGAACAUGGUACUGGCACUAAACAUCGAAGAUCCUCGUAUUCAUAGGCCACAAAAGCGAUCAAAAGCUGUCUGUGAACCUAAACUGCAAGAUUUCGGAACUAAUGAUUUCAUUCUGGACAUACAACCUGAACUAAGUUCCUCAGCGUUAUGGAGUGAUCGGCUUAGAAAUCGUAUCGCUUCUGAAAUGUUAAGUACUCAUCAGUACUGUUCUCUGAGAGCACAACAUGUUAUUGUGCCAGGAAAAUCGUGCCAAUUCGAGGAAACUAUGCAGUCAGUACCCGUAAUAUUAAUACAACGACCCGGCUCACAAAAUACCAAUUACAAACGUCUAGGAUAUGGUUGCGGGUGGGAUAUUAUUGCACCGGCUGGUUAUGGCAUGCCGAUAUGGUUGUCCUUGAUUAUGUGGGGCGCCAAGGCAGGUGGUUUACGAGAAUUCAAUUCAAUAGCCAGAGAAAUGGGAACUGAAGAACAUUUACCAGAUACAGUGGCAGGCCUGCAUGCUGUCUCUGAUCGUUACAACGAACUAUUUACAAAAUACUUUCGUUUGCCUCCCAAUAAACGUUGCAAUUAUCGUAAGUUCGCUAUCGUAUCGCCAUUCCGUGUACCCUUUCAACAACUAGUACGAGAUUGGUGUCCCUCAAACUUAUUAAAUAAUAAAGAUACCAAUGAUUUCUUCGUUUUAAGAGAACGUCAAAAGCUGCAAGAUUUGGCUGAGUGUGUAAAAAAAUGUAGUCUCUAUAAAUUUCCUUCCUCCCUGGCAGUACAGUGUAUAGUUCAAGUUAAAGUUGUCAUGAAGUCAAGAGGAAAUCCAAAAGAUUUUUCUCUCAUGUGUUUGCCAACUAAAAAAGAUUUGAAAAGAAAUCUAAAACAAAUAAAAAUAAACAAUCGUGAGCCAGUGUAUGUGGAACCACUGCUUGCCGAUCCUAAUGAAAAGGAAAGACAUCAGUUACGUAUACAGCAUAAAAAGCUAUUGAAACGUUUACGUGCGAAAAGAGUUAGAGAGAAGCGAAAAGAACAGGAAACAAGUUCUACUAAGGUGUAUAUAAGAGCAGCUGGCACUUCGGCCUUGUGUUUGGAGCAUUAUAAGAAAAUGUGCAAUUUAUGGCUGCCACAAGAUAUCUCAACCUUGUUUAGUAUACGCAAACAAGGUACACGUGAAUGUUUUGGUUAUAGUUCCUCGUCAAAUUUUUGCUUAACUGAAGGUACGGUGGGUGCCACUGCGUAUGUUACGAUUGAAGGUUUAAAACAAUUACUAAAGAUAUGCCAGCAGUGCCGUUUAAAACAGCCUGUGUGCUUAAUACGGUCGGCGAAUAGUCGUAAUUAUCGAUUUGCGAAGUUUCAAAUUAAUUUAGAAGUUUAAGAAUAAAUAAUGAAUGUAAAAA